AUGAAAUACAAUGAAACCACAGUGAACGAGUUCAUUCUUCAGGGAUUCACCGAUAUCCGUAUCCUUCAGCUGUUGUUCUUCAGCCUCCUCUUCUUCUCCUACCUGCUGACAAUCAUCGGAAACGCUGCAAUCAUCACCAUUGCUCAUAUUGAUCACCGACUACGGACCCCAAUGUAUUUUUUCCUUUGGAAUUUCUCCCUCCUGGAGAUCGGCUUCACCACUGCCAUUGUUCCCCAAACUUUGACCCAGCUGGCAACAGGAAAUAAAAAGAUCUCUUAUAUUGGGUGCAUGCUCCAGUCAUUCUUGUACUUCCAACUAGGCACCUCUGAGUUCUUCCUCUUAGCUGUUAUGUCCUUCGAUCGCUAUGUGGCCAUUUGUAACCCCUUGCACUAUCCAACUAUCAUGAACAACCGAAUUUGCACCUCCUUGGUUCUGUGUUCUUGGCUUGGCAGUUUUCUUCUGAUUAUUGGUCCAUCAAUGCUUUUUCUACAGUAUCCAAUCUGUGGUUCAAAUGUUCUUAAUCAUUUCUUCUGUGACAACACACCCUUGAUUAAAAUUCUGUGUGGUGACACACGGCUGCUACAAUUCCUUGGAUUUAUUUCAGCUGUGUUUUCUGUGCUGGGCAGUUUGAGUAUUACAAUUGUGUCCUAUGUCAAUAUCGUCAAAACCGUGAUACGUAUCCCCUCUGCUACGGGGAGACAAAAGGCCUUCUCUACAUGUGCCUCUCACUUCAUUGUGGUGUCCAUUACCUAUGGGAGCUGCAUCUUCCUGUAUAUCAAACCGAAUCAGAACAGUAAAUUAGAGCUGGGCAAAGUGGUGGCCGUUCUCAACACGAUGGUAUCCCCUUUGCUCAACCCUUUCAUAUACUGUUUGAGGAACAAACAGGUCCAGGAGGCCUGGAGAGAUGCCUUGGUAAAAUUCAUUGCCAUUAGCAAAGGGACAGGAAAACUCUGA
Molecule: messenger RNA, 954 nt
Organism: Eublepharis macularius
Lineage: Eukaryota; Metazoa; Chordata; Lepidosauria; Squamata; Eublepharidae
Product: olfactory receptor 49-like
Exons: 1
Coding region: 1-954 (317 amino acids)
Biological process (GO): G protein-coupled receptor signaling pathway
Cellular component (GO): membrane
Molecular function (GO): G protein-coupled receptor activity; olfactory receptor activity
Source: RefSeq, a predicted model, not a curated record